AUGAAGUUUCACAACGUCGCUCCUCUGUGCCUCGCGGGCUGUGCCCUGGCCUUGCCCACUCCGGUCGAAAAGAGAGAGGAUCUUUCCGAUCUCUUCGGAUUCUCUCUUCCAUCUGGCCUCUCCCUUUCUUCGGGCUUGCCCAGUCUUUCUCUGCCAACGGACCUGUCCAGCCUAUUCAACAACCGCCGGGACUUGCCUUUUUCUCUCCCUUCCGGUGCUGCUCUUCCAACGAAUUCAGAGGGGCUGUCUGAGCUCCUGCCUUCCGGCUUCCCCGACCUGUCCGAACUUGGCAUCUCUCUUCCUACCGGGCUGUCAUCCACGAAGCGUCAACUUGGCGGCGGUGGUCCCUCUGGUGGGUCGCCCUUUGGAGGCCAGUCAUCUGGCUCCUCCAGCCUGCCCAGCUUGGGCGGUGGCGACUCUUCUCAGUCUGGUGAUUCAUCCAGCUCUUCUGGCGGGCUUCCAGACUUUCUUGGCUCACUCGGAGGCUCUUCCAGCUCUUCUGAGCCCUCCAGUGGCAGCUCCUCUGGAGGUCUUCCUGACUUUCUUGGCGCACUUGAUGGCUCUUCCAGCGAUUCUUCUAGCUCUUCUGCUCCCUCCAGCGGCACCUCUUCUGGUGGGCUUCCCGACUUUCUUGGCUCGCUUGGAGGCUCCCCCAGCGGUUCUUCUAGCUCUGCUGAGCCCUCCAGUGGUAGCUCUUCUGGCGGGCUUCCCGACUUCCUUGGCGCGCUCGGGGGCAGCUCUUCUCAAUCAUCUAGCUCGUCUAAGCCCUCCAGCGGCGGUGCUCUUGGUGGCGUGCCCGACUUCUUGAAGCCCUUCCUCAGUGGCGGCUCUUCAUCUUCCGAUGACUCGUCCAGCGCGGCCCAGCCCAGCGGCACCCUUGGCGGCUCCUCCGGCAGCCCUCCUAGUCUGCCUUCCGGAAGCCCCUUCGGCGGUUCCUCUUCUUCGUCAUCCGAUGAUUCCUCCAACCCUGCUCAACCCAGCGGUAGCCUCCCGAGCAUCAGCCUUCCUGAACCCAGCAGCAGCAGCUCUUCCUCCGAGGAUUCCAGCGACUCCGAGCCAUCCCUCACCCCGCCAACCCCGCUGGCAGCUUUCCCGGGCUCUCCUAACAUUCCCGCUCCUUCAUCCUCCGCCGUCCCGACGAGCAGCGCUGUGCCUAAGGCCGUGCCUACUGCCUUGUCUUCCUUGUCCUAG
Molecule: messenger RNA, 1191 nt
Organism: Aspergillus sclerotioniger CBS 115572
Lineage: Eukaryota; Fungi; Ascomycota; Eurotiomycetes; Eurotiales; Aspergillaceae
Exons: 1
Coding region: 1-1191 (396 amino acids)
Source: RefSeq, a predicted model, not a curated record